AUGGCUUGGCUGCGCAGUCGGGGAGUCCGGCUAAUCGUCUACUUGGACAGCAUCCUCAUCAUGGCACAGGAUCAUUCAGUCCUUCGGAAACAUCUUCAAUGGAUGAUGGACCUCAACUCCCAUCUGGGUUUUCUCCUCAACUGGGAAACAUCCUGACUAUCUCCUUUCGCAACGCAUGGAGUUCCUAGGCUUCAUGGUAGAUUCCUAAGCGGAGUCACUGAGCCUCCCUACGUCCAAGAUACGGACAAUCCGCAAGGAACUGCGCGCGCUCUAAAGCAAACCCAGCUAUCUCUACACCACCUGGCACAUAUCUUGUUCCCAGCCCAACUCCACUACCGUGCCCUCCAGUGCCUGAAGAUUGCACACCUUCGCGGCGGGGCUUCCUAUGCGGACAUGAUCUCCCAGGACUCUGAGACUCUGGAUGAAUUGACCUGGUGGAUCCACAACCUCUUGGCUUGGAAUGGCAAGGCCAUCUUCGGCUCCCAACCAGAGCUCACGGUGGACUCAGAUGCCAGUCUCCACGGCUGGGGUGCCCUACCAGGGGGCGCUGGUCGACAGAAGAAUCCCACCUCCACAUCAAUGCUCUGGAACGCCUGUCGGGUUCAUUCGCGAUCCAGAGUUUUGCGAACAGGACUGCCAGCUCAUGCAUCCGCCUGCGCAUGGACAACAUCUCAGCGGUAUGCUAUGUCAACCACAUGGGUGGCACUCAAUCUGCAAUCCUGGCCUGCUUGGCGAAGGACUUCUGGGCUUAUUGCUUGGACAGGAACCUGGUGGUCUAGGCAGAAUACCUUCCCAGGCUCCACAACACUCACGUGGACUGGAGUUCACACUAUCUGUCGGACAACAGCGAUUGGAAAUUGGAUGUGGGAGUAUUCUCCGCUAUAUCGUCUAUAUGGGGUCCUUUUGCCAUCGACCUCUUCUCGUCUAGGCUCAAUACCCAAUUGCCCCGGUUCUACAGCUGGUGCCCGGAUCCAACCGCAAAGGCAGUGGACGCCUUCCUACAAGACUGGACCGGCUCACUCCUCUACGCCUUCCCCCCGUUUGCCAUGAUCCCUCGGGUCCUGCUCCAAGUUUGCCGCCAAAUGGCCGACCUGAUCCUACUAACCCCAUUCUGGGGGACCCAAUCCUGGUUCUCACAACUCCUGGAACUGGCAGUUGACGUGCCCAGACUGCUGCCGUCUCUACCAAACCUCCUCCUGGACCCAUCGUGCCUCCAGCAUCCCCUCCUAGCGGACGGGUCAUUACUGCUGCUAGCAUGGAGGAUUUCGGGAGUCCCUCGGAAAUCCAAGGGGUUUCAGACGCAACUCGAUGCCUCCUGGCUGGCGCAUGGGCUCCCAGGACUAGACGAGCAUAUGGGACCGCUUCAAGAGCUUGGACUGGCUAGUGUCUGGCUUGGAACUUGCAUCCCAUUUCAGCACCUGUGACUGUGAUCCUCCUAUUCCUGACUUCGUUAUUUGAAGCUGGUCGGGCAUAUCACACGAUGAAUUCGUACAGAUCGGCCAUCUCCUCGGCUCACCAAGGAUUUGACAGCUGCCCAGCAGGCCAACAUCCGUUAGUGUGCCGCUUACUUAGGGGCUCACGCCUGUCGCACCCCCCUAGACCUCGUUACUCAACUACAUGGGACGUUUCCUGCAUUUUGUCGCUGUUCUCCUCCUGGCCGCCUAAUGCAGAGCUCUCCCUGCGACAGCUGUCGGCCAAAUUGGUCUCCCUGUUCUGUCUCAUUUCAUGCAAACAGGUAUCGGAUGUUCGUGCCCUGGACUAUGAUGCUAGGUCUUUUACUCCGGACGGGUUGACGUUUAACAUCUCCAGACGCACCAAGACCGCUAUUUGAUCUGUUUCUUAUCCGAGCUUCCCUGGUACUCCGGCCCUAUGUCCGGUGGCCUGCUUGCGUGAAUAUGAACUUCGGACAAGCGCACAUCAUGCAACGUCGUCUCCCCAGCUCUUUCUCUCUCUUCGUUGCCCCUUUUCCCCUGUGUCCAGUACUACAUUGGCUGCCUGGGUGAAAUGGGUGAUGUCUCUGGCCGGCGUGGAUACGUCCAUGGUGAAUUCAGGUGCACGUCUGGAAGACCUGAUGAGGCUGGCAGACUGGUCCAACGAAUCCACUUUUCGUGAGUUUUACUUUCGACCUUUGCCUCACGUUUUUUUCUCCGGUUAUUGAUCAGCUUAAAACUUGCAGUAUGAGCCUCUGUGUCUUGACAUAAAAUUACAUGAUUUUGCUAUUUCAUGACGAAAAGUCAUGAUUUUAUGAAAGACACAGAGGCAAGUACCCUUCUAUGUUAUUUCACUAAUUUACCCCACCCGGUUGUUUAUUCUCUCCUAAAGGUUUUCCUGGGUUGGUAGGUAUUCAUUAUGCGCUCUGGGUUUUGUAUAGUUUUAGCCGUUUAUUAACCUGUUCUUGUUACAUGAUUAUCCGAUAUGCCUAUGUUGAAUUAUGCACACUGUGUUGCUUCUGUCUAGUUAUAAAAUGAUGUCUUGGCAUGCGCACUUUGGUUCAAGUACCGAUUUAACCGUUCGGCUCCUGUCUUUUGUGUUUUCACAGGUUGAUUCGAUGUUGAUCAAGGGUCUUCAUCACUUCUCUCUCAGCUUCACCAAGUGGCCAGGAAGUUUAUGGACAGUGCUGUGAUGGGCCCCUCAGUGUUGGAAACCUGUUCCUGAUCUGAGUCCGGCUGGAUUUCGGGUCGCCUGUUCUAUUUGGUUUGGACUGUUUCAUCGUUCCUGUUUUGUGGCUAUUGUGUCGCAUCUCCAAAGAAAGAGGAAAUGUGUGGGGAUGUGCUGACUAUUAUACUGGGACUUGGUAUGGGUGUGGCCUAUCACUAUGAUUACCAUUUUUCUUACUGUUGUAUUCUUUGCUGCUAUUGGUGGACAGUAAAGAAAGGGUUAAGCAAUACUCACCUCCGUGUCUUUCAUAAAAUCAUGACUUUUCGUCAUGAAAUAGCAAAAUCAUGUAAUUCUGUUGUAUAUAUGGAUUGCUCCUUUAGCCUCUAAGGAGUGAACUAGUGUUCACAGCAACAACAAUCAUGGUAGUAUGAUUACAUAUUAAACAGGAUGCAAAUACCAGGAAGGAUUUGGCAUCACAAAUCACAGCAGAUAAAACAUUUCUUAAUUAGUGCAGAGAACCCAACAUAUAAUACAACAUGUCAACCCUAAAUGUCCUUAAAAGGAUCACCACCCAAUAUUUUUUUUAAUUAUGGCGAUAAUACAAUAAAAUACUAAUAAAAAAUAUAUUUUUUAAAAAUGUAAAAAGUAAUCUCUUAAAGUGCCCCAUAGUGAACUGCUUACUGCGAUUGAUCUGUCUGUUGCUAAAGGCAGACCACUCCCAAUUCAAGGCUAAAACACUCCAAUCAGGACUAUCUCAUUCUGGACCAUGGGGACUGAUUUGAUUAUCAUCUGCUCAGCAUGGGUCAUGUGACAUGUAGGUAAUCCCCAGGGGCGGGCUGGGCCGGGGGGCAGGGAGGCAAUUGCCCCCCAGGCCGCCCUAAAUAAUUAAAAAAACGGCCGCUGCAGGGCCGGUCCCUGGCACCAGGAAUAGGGGGGUGCUGCGCGGAGCAGGGCCACCUAGGGCUGCCCGGUAGCAAGGCAGAGUAUGCAUCUGCUUGUCCCAGACAGCAGGUGCCUACUCUGCAGGAAUAUACCGGCCGCGUGAGGACGGAGGCAGGUGGCGAGGGAGCACUGCCUCUGCUGAUGAUCUUCCUGCUCCCUCGCGCGCCCUCUCUGGUGAUGCCGGGAGCCGGAAUAUGAUGUCAUUCUGGCCCCGCAUCACUAAACUGCGUGAGGGAGCAGAGAGGAGCAGGAAGUCACUGGACCCCAGGGAAGGACCCAGAGGACUCCUAAAGGUAGGAGCAACAAGGAAUUUGUGUGUGUGUGUGUGUGUGUGUGUGUGUGUCUGGAAGUGAGUGUGUGUGUGUGUGUGUGUGUCUGGCAGUGAGUGAGUGUGUGUGUGUGUGUGUGUGUGUGUGUGUGUGUGUGUGUCUGGAAGUGAGUGAGUGUGUGUGUGUGUGUGUGUCUGGAGUGAGUGUGUGUGUCUGUCUGGAAGUGAGUGAGUGAGUGUGUGUGUCUGGAAGUGAGUGAGUGUGUGUGUCUGGAAGUGAGUGUGUGUGUGUCUGGAAGUGAUGUGAGUGUGUGUCUGGAGUGAGUGUGUGUGUGUCUGGAAGUGUACGCGUGUGUGUCUGGAAGUGUGUGCAUGUGUGUCUGGAAGUGAGUGUGCGUGUGUGUAUGUGUCUGCCUGACAGUGAGUGUUUGUCUGUCAGGGUUUGUUGUGUGUGUGCUAUUGAGAGUGAGUGCCAGUGUGUCUGUCAGCAGAGUCAGCCUUUGAGGUGUGCAAGCUGUGGGGUCACGUAGGGUGCCAUGACAACAGAGGCACCCGGUGGCCAACACAGUUCACAAGUUUGGGACACCAGCACAUUAAAUGGACACUCCAGGCACCCAGACCACUUCUGCCCAUUGGAGUGGUCUGGGUGCCAACUCCCACUACCCUUAACCCUGCAACUGUAAAUAUUGCAGUUUUCAUAAACUGCAAUAAUUACAUUGCAGGGUUAACUCCUCCUCUAGUGGCUGUCUACUAGACAGCCACUAGAGGGCACUUCCUGGUUUAUAGCACAGGUUUUCUGUGCUAUAGCGUCGCUGGACGUCCUUACGCUAUGUGAGGACCUCCAGUGUCGCUAAAACCCCCAUAGGAAAGCAUUGAAAGCAUUUUCAAUGCUUUCCUAUUGAGAGAUCUAAUGCGCGUGUGCAGCAUGCGCAUUAGGUCUCCCCUGGCAGCCGCACAUGCGCAAUCGGUCUCCCCCGCCGGAUGACGUCAACGAGGGAGGAGCAUGGGCGGAGGUCUCAGGUAUGUCACUGAAGGGAUUCUAAUCCCUUUAGCAACAUGGGAUGGGGGGUGGGAGGGAGAGGGGGCCUGAUGUGCCAGGAAAAUAAUUUGUUUUCCUGGCACUGGAGUGUCCCUUUAAUUUAAAUGAUUCCCUAGUGGUCUACUGGUGCACACCAGCAGUAGGUGCCUUAGAUCAUAUCCUCUCCCUUGUGGUUAGUUAGUGAGUCAGAGCACAGGCUCAGAGAUUCUCAGCCUGCUCUCUAACAACAGUGAAAGUCGGAGCCACAAAGGAGUGGGGAUGGCAAAGAGCUACUGAUUAGCAUAACAUCAAUAUCUGUUAAAAAAAAAACAGGAAAAGGUGGACAUGGAUGAUGAGCUGUUUCGGGGUGCAAUGGGCCACUUGACUGGAUUUGCCCCCCAGGUCUGAGGCUGCCAGCCCUCCCCUGGUAAUCGCCUAAAACCAGUUCCAACCAUUACAUUAGAUGAUUGGAACUGCUCAUUAAACUAACAGCCAGCAGAGAUGAUUGAAAAAGGAAGAUGAGGAAGAGUGAGGAAAAUAAAAAGGAAGAUGGAAUAGGGAAAGGUAACAGAAAAUAAAUGAGUAAAUGGAAUGGGUACGGAGAGUGUAGUUCUUAGCACAGGAAGCAUGCAGGGGUCUGCAUUUUUCUGGUCUCAUAGGAAUACGUUUCACCACUGAUGUUAAUUUUCCUGGUGGCACAAACUCUGGAGAAUAGAGAAGAAGCUUUCUGAAAACAAUCUUUGUAACUGUUCUGGCAACACAUUUUGUGUGCCAGGCAAGGACAUUAUACCUGCCCCUGUACCUCUUAUGAAGACACCCACUUAUCCCACUUAUGGAGACACCAGUCACAAGCAAGAGGAGACCUAUCACGGGGGGCCAGGAGGUGGCCAUCUAGCCACCUCAGGGCACCCCCAAAGCUGUGCUAGGUAACGCAGAGCAGGCAUCUGCUUACCUUGAUGGCAGGUACCUGCUCUGCCAGUGACUGGAGGAGGAGAGGGGGAAGGAGAAACCAGGCGGCGAGGGAGGCUAUUCUUGCAGCCUCUCACUCCUCCCUCGCGCACCCUCUGUGAUGCGGAAGCCGGAAUAUGAUAUCAUUCCGGCCUCGGCACACUAAACAGCGGGCGGGAGGAGUGAGAGCUGCCCCACACUGGACCCCAGGGAGGUGAGUGUUUGAGUUUUUGACUGUCAGUGAGUGUGUGCGUGUGUUUAUUUCUUCUUAAUUUAUUGUAAAAUAAAUACUAAUUUUGAUAAAUUGGUGAGUUUCUCUUAAUCCAUAAUUUCCCAUAAUUUUUUGCAGCUAGUGGAGUAUGUGUUGAUAUAGUAUAUACUUUGGGUCAAUGGUAAGAGAUAACACAAAUAACACAAACUCUGCUGGCAUUGAAAAUAGUAGCAGGAUCAUUUAUACGUGAUUGUAGGACUAAAUACAUUUUAGUUGUUUGUGUGGAUGUGGCUUCAAGAAAUAGACACAAGGCGCACAAUCAAUCAUUCUGAAUGUUAUAAAAAAAAUUUGGCUCAGAUACGUUGGCCUAAAAUUUGUAUUUCACUGAUCAAUACCAAGCAAUUCCCCAUUUUUGAGUAACCGUGAUUUCCUUAGAGCAGCUCUCACAUAAAGUGUAACUUUAACAUCUGUUUAUACACCUUUUUAUAUCACAAAAGUGCAUCCAGCUGAUGAAACUAGCACAUAAUAAACAUAUGAAUGGUAUUAUAUUAUAUUAUGGGACAUUGGACAUUGAGGUGGUUCUUUUUUUUCUUCUUGUAUAGAGAAUAUAAAGUUGGGAGAGAUGUCCACUGUCUAACCAUUCAAGGAGUUAACAGCUUGUGCUCAUUCAAAAUUACAAUUUAAGAGUCCGUUGUUGGAGCUGCCUGGAAAUGUGUGUUCAGUACAUCAAUAUUUAAGUAACUGGAUCUAACUACAAACCCAAGAAAGCUGGGAGGGGAUUGCGCUUACAAAAGCACUGCUCUUUAGGUGGGUCUUAAACACAUCAUCAUUUUAAAACCUUUUUUUUUUCUUCUUUAGCCAAAAGGUCAUGUUCAUUGACUCUAGCAGUCUUAUGUCCUUCACAAUCGUUAAAUGAGUUUUUUCGUUUCCAUUUUCAAAUUGAUUUUUUUCUUAAAGUCUCCAAUCUGUUCAUGCUGUUUGAUCUUCAAUGAAGGAAAAAGCUUUGCAAAAAGGGGACUGGGUCUUUUGGACUUUCAAGAUCAUGUAAGUGUUAUAUUUUGUUUUGUAUAAUUAUUUUUACAUAUCUUUUGUUGACAGCAUCUCUUUAGAAAAUAUGUGAUAUGUUAUUUGUGUUGUAUUUUUUUUAAUGCUAAGUAACCACGAACUGCAUCUGAAUAAUCUAGAGUUUUCAGGAAAUUCUCAAAAAGUUAUUUUUCUGAUGUUUCUAUUUUUUGUAAAAUGCAUUUGUUUAUUAUUUGUUUUCCAAAUCUGGCUGUGACGGAAAUAUUCUGCUUAUUAAGAUAAAUGUAUAUAUUAAAACAAUUUUUAGAAAAACAUUCAAUAACAAUUCACUGCUGCUACUGUUCUUUCUAGUAAAAUCAGAAGAAUAUGUGAUUUUCUUCUUGUGCAGAGCUUAAUGCUAUGUAGUGCAGAAAGAAGAUUAUAUAAUACAUAUAUAAUAUUCACACUUUACUUGAUUUGAGAUGCAGACAUAAAACUGCAACAUUCAUGUGAUGUUUAGCUAAUAUUCUCGGCCACGUAACCAAAAUGUACACUUUUAUACAAUUAUAAAUGGUACAUAUAUAGAAACAUAUUUCUGGUGGUGCAUACAUUUAAGUGUGUGUUAUUUCUGUGUUUGUAAAACACAAGUAAGGAUUUUAACCUCUUUAUUGAUUUAUAUUAAAGAACAAUUUCACUUAUCUGCCCUGAAAACAAAAAUAUUAUUUUUUGAGUCAAUUAAUCAAUUUAUGUGUCUGUUUCACACUGUUUCUUAUCAGUCAUGUCCCUCUAUCCUGUGACUGAAAAUUAAAUAUUCAAUAUUAUUUGUACCAUCUAUAGGAUAUCCAUAAUACGACAGAGAAAACACACAUACCGUACAGGGAUUUUACUUAUUCGUAGGUUUUCUUUGAACAGUCGUGAUCUCAGUGUAAUGCAAUCUAUAUAUAGCAUCUUCAUAAUCUACUUUGAUUUUAUGUUGUUUUAUGUUGGCCCUUUUCUCAAUAUUACACCAUAGUCUUGAGGUCUAUGGAAAUAGUUCUUUAUGUAUCUAAUUGGAAAUAGUUAUUAUUAAUAGUGAAAAUCUCUAUAUUAACUCAAAAUUAGACAUAAAUGCAUAACGUAAUGUCUCCGCACAAAAACUCACCAGUCUAUUGGAUUUCACAGUAAAUAUUGACUAUUCAUCCUGAACUAUUUUUAUCUCCCAGAGACAUUUUACAAUUCUCACACAAUAUUUAACCUACUGAGGCAUGAGAUAGUUUUAAACACCUUAAAGGGACACUAUAGGCACUAAAACAACUUUAGCUUAGUGAAGCAAUUUUGGUGUAUAGAUUAUGCCACUGAAGUCUCACUGCUCAAUUUCUGCCAUUUAUGAGUUAAAUUACUUUUAACAGCCCUAGACAUACCUUCCUGCAUGUAAUUUGCACAGCCUUCUUAAACACUUCUGGUAAAAAGACAUCUAAUGUUUACAUUUUCUUUACUGCACAAUGUGUUUAAUUUAGCAUUUCUUAUCUCCUGCUUUGUUAAUAGCUUUCUGGACCCAGCAGGAGCUUCAUGUGCGUGUAAAGUUCAAUUUACAGAGCAGAAGAUAAAAACUUCUAAAGCAGGUUAACAUGUGAUUGAGAAGUAAACCAUUUGUUUGUGUAGGCUAUGCCAGUCACAGCCAGGGGAGGUGUGGCUAGGACUGCCUAGACAGAAAAAAAAGUGAUUUAAUUCCUCAAUGGCAGAGAAUUGAGCAGUGAGACUGCAGGGGCAUGAUCUAUACCAGUGGUUAAAAACCUUUUAGGUUCAAGGCGCCCUUAAUAUUUCAAUAUUUUUCCAAGGCACCGCAAAUCAAAAUUUCUAGGUUGUAUAUCUGUAGUAGCACCACUUUGAUUUGAUUUAAGAACAUUCUCAUCACAAAUAAAUGUACAUAUAAGUUUCAUGCCACUAAAAUGUCAUUUGAAGUUGCAAAAAGAAAGAGGAUUUUUACAUCCUUGUAUAUUUUUACUUCAAUAGCAGUCGUGGAACACAACCAUAUGUAACCCAAUAUUUUUUCGUUAUUUCAGAUAUUUACCUUUCACAGGGGAAAAUCACUGAAGUUAUUGACAACCAUGGUUCAUAAGAGCAAAUCUUUCUGGAUUUCCAAUUUUAAGGAUCAUGCAAUUAACAUUAAUGUUGGGGGAUUAAAAAAACGUGUUAGUUCUAUCACCUUGUCUCAAUUUCCAGACACCAGACUCGGACGGUUACUUUUCUGUGAAACUGAAGAAUCGAUUCUACAAAUUUGUGAUGACUAUGACCUAGUUUCCAAGGAGUUUUACUUUGAUCGAAACCCUGGACUAUUUCCCUAUGUUCUGUACUUUUAUGAGACUGGAAAACUCCAUAUGAUGGACGAUUUGUGUGCCUUCUCUUUUUCACAAGAAAUUGAAUAUUGGGGAAUUAGUGAGUUCUUCCUUGACUCGUGCUGCAGCUAUAGAUACCAUGAACGGAAGUUAGAAAGCAGGCGACGCAAUUGGGAUGAGGAAAGUGAGGUGAGCAGUGUUGAUACCUCUGUUGAUGAAAUUUCUGACUUCAAUCAUGACCUCAUGCGCUUUAAUACCUUACAGUGUGGAAAUUUGCGCAAAAGACUUUGGCUUACCAUGGAAAAUCCAGGGUAUUCUAUACCAAGCAAAAUUUUUAGUCUCAUUUCCAUUUGCGUUGUAAUUCUCUCAAUAUCUACAAUGUGCAUCAACAGCAUGCCAGAAUACCAGAAGUUAGACAAGGAUGAAAUUCCUAUUGAUGACCCAAUCCUUCACAAUCUAGAAUAUUUCUGUAUCUCCUGGUUUACAUUUGAAGUAUCUUCAAGGUUGAUCCUUGCCCCAAACCUUAAGAAGUUCUUCAAACAUCCUUUAAACUUAAUUGACAUUGUGUCCGUGUUACCGUUUUAUUUUACCCUAUUGGUUGACUUGACUGUCGGCAGUGAUCAUGAGUUGGGAAAUUUGGGGAAAGUUGUUCAAGUAUUUCGCUUAAUGAGAAUUUUUCGGGUCCUUAAGUUAGCACGGCAUUCUACUGGACUACGUUCACUUGGAGCAACACUAAAGGUAAAAUAUGCUAGACGCAGUUUAUUUGUUUUGUUAAAUAUACAUGUUUCCAAUUUACUGAGGCUUUGCUUUUUUUAAAGACAUGUGCAGAUUUGGACCAAAUUAGUUUUCCUUUAAUCAAUUUAAAUAAGUAUUUUAGGAAUAUUUGCAAUGUUCUCAAUUUCACCUUUGUUCUUAAGAGUGGUAUUUUUAACAAUGUUUAGCAGAGAAAGUGCUGCUAAUGUGCAUGCUAACUGACCACUAUAAAAUGCUUUACCAUGAUUCUAUUUUUGCCACAAAAAGUGUCCACCAACAUUAUUAUCUCAUAUUUUGGCAAAUUGGUAAUCAGUUGCCAUUGUGGAAUGUUGCAGACAAUAACUUUUUUUUUUUUUUUUUUUAAAUUCUUUAUUUUUGUAAGACAUGUGCAAAGGCAUAACAAUAAUUGUACAACAAUGUUUUUUCCUUACAUAGUCAGUCAUAAGUAUGUAUUCCCUAACAAGUUAGGGUUGGGAUCAAAUGUACAGUUCUAGUGCAAGAUAGGUACUUAUAUUGGAUGUCUAGUUUUUGUAUAGAAUCCCUUAAGGGAAAGUGAUGUCUCCAGAAAGGGAUAGAGAGAAAAAAGAAGAGAGAGAGGGGAAGAAGGUGAGUAUGGGGUUGUUAUAUCCGAGUUUAUCUUGCCAGAUGAGUGUAUUGGGGGGGAGGUGGAUCGGUGCGGAACCUCCAGGGAGCGUCAGGAGUCCGUGUCGGCUCCCAUGGACCUCUACUAGGCUCUAGGGAGGUGUAGUCGCCCUCAUCUACUCAUCUGGGAUCCCAGGGGUCCCAGACAUUAUGAAAUGUUUUAGCGGUUCCUUUCACUCUAGCCGUAAGGUCGUCCAUUAGAUGGAUCUCUCUAAUUCUCUAUAGGACUUCAGGUAUGCGUGGGGUAUCCGGUUUCAGCCAGGAAGACAAUAACUUUUUUACAUGAUAACAAGGUCAUCUGUAUAUGCACUAAAAUAAAUUUCACUUAAACUAUAUAUUACCUAAAGCUUCCUACUGACUCGUUUGUGCAACCUAUGGGAGAUAUUGAAGCAUGAAAAUUCAUUACACCUAGUUUGAUUUUUUUUGUUUUUGUUUCUACACUAUUGAUACAGAUGUAAAAGAAAAAACAAACUAGGUAGCCAUGCAAUUAAAGGAACACUGUAGGCACCCAGACCAUUUCAGCUCAUUGAAGUGGUCUGGGUGCAGUUUCCCUUUUGCACCUAGUGCUGCAAUGUUAAACAUUGCAGCACUAAGUCUGCCCUCAGUGGCUGUCUACGGACUUUUGGUCCGUUAUCUGACACUGGACAUCUAUCAAUCCAUGAUGCGUACACAUUAGUAAGUUAUAUAAAUGUAAGUUUCUAAAAAGGGUCAGUUCUUGUUAAAUUGUCUCUAAUGUAAAUUUCUCUAAAUUUUAUGUAUUUGUAUCAUAAUAGACACUUUAAUCGCCAUAACCAAUACAGAUUAUUGUAGUGGCUAUGGCACAAUAAGUGUUUGGAGGCUGCCCCACACCAUCAAUUUUUUAACAGUUUGUUUUAAUUAGAAUGACAAUUAAAGGGCCAGGUCAAUCAUUUUGUAAACUAGGUAGAUGUCUAGAGGGCUACAAUAAAUACGAGCUGGGGAUCAGACAUCUCACCAAUCAGCCCAUUACCAUUUAGUUUUAUUUCAGGUGCUGAUCAAGAGGCUAAUUUAUUAUGCAGCAUAAUUAUUAAGUUCCAUUAUUGCUACAGCAUGGUCAAGCUCUCCUUACUGCAGUCCAUGUCUUCUCCUCUUAGAUAUUCAGUACACUUCUUAAGAGAGACAGGAGUGCACUAUUUUUGAAGGGUACAGUGACAUGACGUACCAUGAUACCCGUGCUCAAAACCACAUAGCUCCACCUUAAAAUCUUGUAAAAUAAAGUAUAACCUUACCUGUAAUCCACUGUGAUAAGCACCCCUCAUUAGAUUCCACACCCCAUCUGACGUCAUAGCCUCCCUCUCCAUGAGAAGAGAAGCAUAUGAUUGAUGAAUAAUUUGAUUGGCCUAUUCUUCCAGUUCAGAUCACAUGGGUGAGCUCUGGGCUGGGUAGAGGUGGGGAGAAAGGAGGGAGAGUAAACAAAAAAAGAAGCACUAUCGGGAGAAGAGGACAACAGGGAGGGCUCAAUUUGGAGAAGGGGAUCAAAGCUUCCAUUAGCAGGCACGCUCCCAGCGCUGUCGCCAAGGCGAGAAGCUGACCACUUUUGUGCACACUGAUGACUGACAUAUUUUAUGCAUAGACUUGAUAUUAAGCAACCAAGAACAGAGUUCUGGCUCCCUGAGUCAUGUGUGCUGGGGUAUAACUAGCCCCUGGCACAAAAGUGCAAAUAUCUCUGAAUGGGCUGUGUUCCAAGCAGAAAUGCUGCAUAAAGAGAUUCCUACCACCAUGACCACUUUUAAAAGCAGAAGUGUCCAUGACAGUUGGAACAACCCUUAAAGCACCAUUUACUGAUUGUUAUGCUACACACAAAAUUGUACAGGCAGCCACUAUCUCUCUAAAUUUCAAAGAGAAAAAAGAUCAAGUUAACAAGUCCAUAUUCACGUUAUGUCUGUGUGAUUGCAUAUCCCAAAGAUCAACCAUCAAUAAAAAAGAAAAAAGCCAGACAUAUGCAUUUAAAAAAUAUAUAUAAGUAAACCAUAUGCCUGAUUGAAAUGAACAAUUCUCAUAACAGAAAUUAACCUCAAAGUUAAGGCAUCAACUUUGACCCAAAGGGCCAUCACACAUAUGUACCUAGCACAAUACAAAAUUAAAAACAUGUAUACUAGGUGUAUUGAAUUGUAGACAUGUACAUCAACCUUCAAAGCAGAUACCUCCUGUACCUAUCUCUCCAAGGUCAAUCACAAUUGAAGUGUGCAUGGGUAGAGUGAGCCUUUUGUACUGCCCAGUUGUAGUUCCUAUGGCUACAACUUAGAUAAAUGCUAAGAAAUUGACAUAGUAUCAAGGUUGUAAACCAGUCUGUAUACUUUUCAGCAAAUAUCUACAGUCUGUUAGUAAUGAUAACAUAUUACAGCUUAUAUUUAGCAACCAUACUGCAAAAUAGUUUUGUCCUCAAAGAACAAUUAGUAUGACUAUCACUGGGAGAUUAAACAUCUUCAACUUAAUUGAUUUGGCCAUGUCAUUCAGGUGGAAACACACCUAUACUAUUUAAGUGCAGGGUCUACCCACUUCUAUGAAUUUUCAAAUUAUCAGUUGUGUAAAGUCUCUAAUAAAUCCUUACAAACGUAUUCCCAGUUGUUUUCAUUGUAGCCACAUGUCCUCAACUCAGCUAUUAGAAGAAAAGUUCCCAUGACUCCUUACAAGAUUUGUUUUUUCCCAACACUUCUGUUAACCCCUUCCAACCAAGCUAUUAUUAAGUUAAUAAGAACAUACAAUGAAAAAAAUUCUAAAAGAACUUUCUCCCUUCAGAUCACGAAGCCAAUUAGGGUUAAUAGAGCUAAGAAUAUGGAAACCCCUUUGCUUGGCUCAGUGGCAAACGUUAUACAAGCUUAAUUGAAUCUUGUAUCAUCCUGUAUGGUUAAAAAUACACAUUGACUGCUAACAUAAGCUCCCACCAAAACCCAAGGGAAACAAAAUAAAUUUCCAUUGAAUGUUUGCCUCUAGCCUUAGUGCCUGCUAAGAUGUUACUACAAACUGUAAAAAAAAAAAAAACUGCCUCUCCACAGUGUGAUUCAACAUCUUUUAUAGGACAAAUUAACCAUUUCUGCUAGUGCAGUAAUGAGCAAAAAUAGCUUCAAACUGUUGUUUAGCUUAGAUCUGUUUUUUACAAAGAGGAGAGACAUAGUUACCCAUCGAUAAUCAACAAGUGUUUCAGGGGGCAUGGCCAAAAGGACACUUCUCUUAUAAUGAGUGACAGUGAACUAAUCCAAAAAAAAUAUUGUACAAACUGCUGUAGACUUUCAGGACAACUGUCACCUCAAAAGUAUCUUUUAAAUAAUAAUCCUUUCAUCAAGUUUUGAAAGAAAGUUUUUUUUUUUUUUUUAUUACAAAUAUUUGACCAUAAACCUUUAGUACAUGACAGGAUCCUUUAGCCAUAUAUAUGCACCUUGGGAAAGACAGUAUUUAAAAAUUGACAGUCUCAACAAUAGCAGUUCGGCAAGCUCUAAUACUCUGAUAGAGUCUCAGCCCUCAGUACCACAAUCUUCAGAGCAAAGACUACUGAAUAACAUUAUAAAAAUAUAUACUUUAGUUGCUAUGGAUGAUGAUAAAAGUGAGCAAAUGGUCAAACGAUAUCUAGAUCUUGGGCAGCCACCGUUAGUAAUAUUCGCUAGUGACUAAUCUGAAUGUGUUGUAGGAAGCAUUCACAUGAAAAAUUUUAAAAAUGUACAGUCUGUCCUCUAUAGAGACUAUGGCACUGGAGAUGUGAUUAAUUCGUCCCUAUGGCACUGGAAAUGUGACCAAUUCAUCCCUACCUUAUGUCUACAAAUACUCGCAGUUUAGGGAAUAAGAUCCAUGAACUUGUGGCAAUAAUGGCAACUGAUAGUGUAGAUUUAGUCGCUGUUACUGAGACAUGGUACAAUGAGAAAAAUGACUGGGACAUAGCAAUACCAGGGUACUCUUUAUAUAGGAAAGAUAGGGAAGGCAAGAAAGGGGGAGGGGUGGCCUUGUAUGUGAAGGAUAGCAUAAAAUCUAGCCUAAUAAAAGUUAGUGAGGCAAACAUAGAGUCCGUUUGGGCUACGUUAGAAUUUGGUAAUCACACAGUAACUCAUGUAGGUGUGAUUUUAUAGGCCCCCAGGACAAACUGAAGAGUUAGAUAAUCUACUAGUUGAGGAAAUAGCUAAAAUUGGAAAACAAAAAUAGCUACUUGUGCCAGGAGCACACAUAUUCUAAACUCCCUACUGGGAUUGUCUCUAAAACAAGUUGUUGAGGAGCCAACUCGUAAAGAGGCCAUACUAGAUUUAGUGUUAACAAAUGGAGAUUUGGUAUCAGAUAUUACUGUAGGUGAAAGUUUAGGAUCCAGUGAUCAUCAGUCAGUGUGGUUUAAUAUAAGAACAGUGACUGAGUCACACCACACAAAACCAAAAGUUUUAGACUUUAGAAAAACAGACUUUUCUAAAAUUAGAAUUUGUGUAGAGGAGUCAUUAUCAUACUGGAGCAAUUUAAAUGGAGUCCAAGAGAAAUGGGAUUAUUUAAAAGCUGCACUAUUGAAGGCAACAGAAAAUUGCAUUAGGCUUGUCAGUAAAAGCAAAAAAUUCAAGAAAACACUGUGGUACUCCGCAGAUGUGGCCAAAAUAGUUAAAGACAAAAAGUUAGCAUUUAGGAAUUAUAAAAAAACCCAGAGUGAGGAAGACAAAAUGAUCUUUAAGAUUAGGCAGAAAGAGGCUAAGCAAGUUAUAAGAGCUUCCAAAUCACACACAGAAGAGAAAAUAGCACAGUCAGGUUCUAUUUCAACUGUCAAAAGUAAAGACAAAUAAGUCAAUGGGACCUGAUGGAAUACACCCAAAGCUAUUAAAAGAGCUUAGUGGUGUACUAGCAAAACCAUUAACAGAUUUAUUUAACCAAUCAUUGUUAACAGGAGUAGUCCCAGAAGAUUGGAAGUUAGCGAAUGUUGUGCCCAUUUACAAGAAAGGUAAUAGGGAGGAGUCGGGCAACUAUAGGCCAGUAAGCCUUACUUCAGUAGUGGGGAAAGUGAUGGAAACCAUGUUUAAGGAUAGGAUUGUUGAACAUCUAAAAACACAUGGAUUUCAAGAUCAGAGACAACAUGGGUUUACUUCAGGGAGAUCAUGCCAAACUAAUCUUAUUGAUUUUUUUGAUUGGGUAACUAAAAUUAUAGAUCAGGGUGGUGCAGUAGACAUUGCUUACCUAGAUUUCAGUAAGGCUUUGACACUGUUGCACAUAGAAGGCUUAUCAAUAAACUGCAAUCUUUAAGUUUGGAUUCAAAUAUUGUUGAAUGGGUAAGGCAGUGGCUAAGUGACAGACAACAGAGGGUUGUAGUUAAUGGAAUAUAUUCGAAGGUUGGACUUGUCACCAGUGGGGUACCUGUACUUGGACCCAUUCUCUUUAAUAUUUUUAUUAGUGAUAUUGCAGAAGGUCUUGAUGGUAAGGUAUGUCUUUUUGCUGAUGAUACUAAGAUAUGUAACAGGGUUGAUGUUCCAGGAGGGAUAAGCCAAAUGACAAAUGAUUUAGGUAAACUAGAAAAAUGGUCAGAAUUGUGGCAACUGACAUUUAAUGUGGAUAAGUGCAAGAUAAUGCAUCUUGGCGUAAAAACCCAAGGGCAGAGUACAGAAUAUUUGAUAGAGUCCUAACCUCAACAUAUGAGGAAAGGGAUUUAGGGGUGAUUAUUUCUGAUGACUUAAAGGUAGGCAGACAAUGUAAUAGAGCAGCAGGAAAUGCUAGCAGAAUGCUUGGUUGUAUAGGGAGAGGUAUUAGCAGUAGAAAGAGGGAAGUGCUCAUGCCAUUGUACAGAACACUGGUGAGACCUCACUUGGAGUAUUGUACGCAGUACUGGAGACCGUAUCUUCAGAAGGAUAUUGAUACCUUAGAGAGGUUCAGAGAAGGGCUACUAAACUGGUUCAUGGAUUGCGGGAUAAAACUUACCAGGAAAGGUUAAAGGAUCUUAACAUGUAUAGCUUGGAGGAAAGACGAGACAGGGGGGAUAUGAUAGAAACAUUUAAAUACAUAAAGGGAAUCAACACAGUAAAGGAGGAGACUAUAUUUAAAAGAAGAAAAACUACCACAACAAGAGGAUAUAGUCUUAAAUUAGAGGGACAAAGGUUUAAAAAUAAUAUCAGGAAGUAUUACUUUACUGAGAGGGUAGUGGAUGCAUGGAAUAGCCUUCUAGCUGAAGUGGUAGAGGUUAACACAGUAAAGGAGUUUAAGCAUGCGUGGGAUAGGCAUAAGGCUAUCCUAACUAUAAGAUAAGGCUAGGGACUAAUGAAAGUAUUUAGAAAAUUGGGCAGACUAGAUGGGCCGAAUGGUUCUUAUCUGCCGUCACAUUCUAUGUUUCUAUAUUUCUAUGUUUACCUUCAGUAUGUGGCAGGAUCCUUCAGCCAUAUACAUGCACCUUGGGUAAGACACUGUUUAAAAAUCGACAGUCUCACCAAUAGCAGUUCGGCAAACUCUAGUGACUAAUCUGAAUGAGUUGGAGGAAACAUUCACAUAAAAAAUUGUAAAAUUUGUCUUCUAUAGUGACUAUGACACUGGAGAUGAAGUAUUUUAUUUUUCUGUCUUUCUUCACCUUCCUCUCUCUCACUUACGAUGCAGGAUUUUUUUGCCUUUCAAAUGCUACAAUGCUACAAAGUUUUUUUUCCUGCUUGCUUUUGUAAAGGAUCACCUGGCACCCCGACUGGGUACCUCCGUUGAAGGAUGCUCCUAGCGCUUCCUGAGGGCUCCAAGCACUCCAGCAGACACCAUAAUCACCGCAGACCCCACGAACUGCCGCAGCUUGGUUAGGGGCCCCCCGUCUCCUUCCCACCCUGGACCUCCGACAAGGCUCCAGGUUCCAGUGGGUGAACCUCUCUUCCAAGAGAGCGAAGCAGGAACAAGCUCUUACAAGCUUGUUCCUCUGAUUAGCCAAGGGAGCAUGCAGAGCAUAGCAAUCCCUUGUAGUGAUAUAGCAGUUCCCCCAAUAAGAGACAGGACUCUAGAUUGAGGGUCAAGAAGAUCUGUUUUAAUCAGCUACAAAGGGCCUUCUUUUAUGCAGGUUUUACACAUACAGUACCGCCCACAGGGUUUUGUAAAACAACCAAUAACACACGUACAAUACAGGUAAACACUCCCAAUCAUUCCCACAAAAAUCCUCCCCUCUGCCUGUGAUAUAAUUACUGUACACAAUGGGUUAAUGUAAUUAUCACAGGCAGCAAAAAUAUACUUUUAAUAUAUGUACUGUAACUUUAAACCUAUAUAUUCAAUCUUCAUAAAAAUCAUAUAUUCUUACUCAGCAUACUUCAAAUAUAAACACUCUAAGAAAUCAGACAAUUCCAUCCAGGGGUUAAAAAGUUAGUCGGAAGUCCUUUGUGACCGACCGCAAGCACAUUUUCCUGCCCAAAACAGUUCCAUAGAUUUGGGCUGUGCGGUCAGUCAAUUUUACACUGAAAAAAUGACUAAGUCCCAUUCGCAUGCACGAUUGUGGCACCGUUUGUGCAAAUAGCUUAGUCUAACUGUGUGUUUAAAUCACUGAACGUGACAGACGCUGCAGCUGAAAACUGAGUGGAAGAGACGGUGUUCGUGCAAAUGUGUAGUCGAUUUCAGUUCCAUGAAUUUGGCUGCACACACCGCUGACCGCGUGCGAAUGAAUAAAGAUGGCCACCGCCACAUGUUCGUUUGUGCGAACAGCGACCACCCAGCGGUCGGCAAUUUACCUACAGCAGGCUCCCAGCCUGGGAGGUAAAUUGCCUGCACGAUUCCACUUCUGUGUGGUCCGCCUGUGUGGUACUUGGUUCAGUAAGCCCCAUUUACUGAACCAAGUGGGUGAAAGCCAUGCACCAAGGAUUUCAAAGGUCUGGGGACAUAGUCUUAAAGGGGCAUUGACACACAAAGUCUCAAUAUGUCCCCAGACAGUUCUUAAAGGGCCAUACACAGUCCAAUUGAAGUCCAUAAGCCCCAAGACUGUUGUUAAAGGGCAUGAUCUCCCAGGGGCCAUAGUCAGAAGGUAGGAGGCGGGCAACCAGUCCCCUCCAAAAACCAGUGACGAGGUCACUUUCGCCACAGUUUUAAUAAAGGGAUAUUGUAGUCACCAGAACAGAUUAAUGUAGUGGUUCUGGUGUCUAUAGCAGUGGCGGAUCGGGGGAGGGGGGGCAACGGGGCAAUUGCCCCCCCCCCCGAAACAGAAGUGCAGCACGAUGAGAGGGCUUUCGGUGGCCCUGCUUUGCUGCUGUCAUUCUAUCUACAGCCCUUGUACAUUGGCAGCACCAGUCUCCACACCCUUGUGACAGGCUCUGCCCCUUUAGGCCCCACCCCCCAUCAGGGAGGGGGGAAUACACUUUUUUUUUCUUCAGCCCCCCAAGUGCAGCCCCUAUGCCCAAAUUUCCCCCCUUACCAUCCACUAGAGCCCCUAACCUCCCCAACUAAAGCCCCUAACACCCCUUCUAAUGCCCCUUACUCCUUACUACACUCCUAACCUCCCACUACAGCCCCUAACACUCCUACUAAAUCCCCUUACUCCUUACUACACCCUAAACCCCCACUACAGCCCCUAACACCCCUUCUAAUACCCCUUACUACACGCCUAACACCCCACUACAUCCCUGAACACCCCUACUAAAGCCACUUACUCCUUACUACACCCCCAACCCCCAAUAAAAUGUUUAUAAGGCCCUAUACCUGCUAUAAAUAUUAAUCAAAAUGUGUUUUUACAUUGUUUUAAGAUAUCUAUUUGUAACAUGCAUUUUGAUUGGCUGCCCUUAGUUUUGGCGCCAAUUUUAAUUAUUUGUAUUCUUAUUUAAACCUACUCUGCCAGGUAUUAUGUCCUAUUCCAUUUUGAAGAAGCCGUGUAAGGCGAAACGCGUUGUGGAUAUUUUAUAUUGUGUAUUUUAUAUAUUAAAGAUUCUUUGGUCACUUUACUUGUGCCAAUCAUCUUUUUAUACACGUCAUACUGUUUUUACUUUUUUUACCUGCCAUUUUAUCAUCCUGGACUCCAAGUAAUCCUAGGUGGGGAUCAUACCACUAACGCUAUCAUCAAGGGGCAGUUGGUCUGCUCCUCUCUUGUGAGUACCAUUUUAUAUAUCUUAAAUACCAUUGUUUUAUCCAGUGAGCACUAUUGGUUGUCUCCUUUUACCCUUCUCUUUGAGUGUUGAACAUACCCCUGACGGAGGAAGUCUAUCCAAUAUCCCGUAAGCGGGGAUUGAACCGCUGUACGCUCUUCACACUAGAGCUAGCUAUAGCUCUAAUAUAUGUGAGUUUAUUACCAUAUUUUUAUCAUUUGCUAUAUUAGACUGGACAUACUACACUAUUUGGUUCUCUAUCUGUUUUAUCUUUUCAUAUGAGUGGAUCUACUUGGGCAAGGACAGCGAGGACAUUGUUCCUGACCAAGCACCUUAUAGACUAUCUGAUCUUAAUAAGAUCAUUCCAGUUAAGACUCUUUUAUUUAGAUUAUCUUUUAUUUUAAUUAUUGUAUGUUACAAGGUCUCUCUGGCACAGCCCUUAUCUCUCUCUCAUAUAUAUAUAUCCCUAGUAGAGAGCACUAUGGAGUCUUGGUAAGAUAAAUUCAAACAUAGAAAUAUAGAAUGUGACAGCAAACUGCUGCUUUAUUAAGCAAACACAGUGAUUAACACAAUAGUCAACGUUUCAGUCUAUGCAGACUUUUUUUCAAGACAAUUUACAAUGUGAGCUUGUGGCUGUUAUAUACAUAAGAAAAAAGUUUGAUUGGAGGGUGUGGUAAUGUAAACGAGGUAGUGUGACACCACCUGAUGAUGUGGUGUAAGAGAAUUAGCAUAAGUGAUCAGGUUUAACCCUGUGAGGGUGAGAAAAAGCACAAAGAAUAUAUAUACAGAAUAUACAAAAAAGGAUCUCUGAGAACCUAAAAGAAUAAUAAUAUGUGUAUUGUUCUGUCUGUAGUAUCAAAGCUUCAUAGUCGAAAGAGGCACAGAGUGUAGUUUAAAUUGUGACUAAUAUACACUGCUCAAAAAAAUAAAGGGAACACUUAAGCAACACAAUGUAACUCCAAGUCAAUCACACUUCUGUGAAAUUAAACUGUCCACUUAGGAAGCAACACUGAGUGACAAUCAUUUUCACAUGCUGUUGUGCAAAUGGGAUAGACAACAGGUGGAAAUUAUAGGCAAUUAGCAAGACACCCCCAAUAAAGGAGUGGUUCUGCAGGUGGUGACACAUACCACUUCAGUUCCUAUGCUUCCUGGCUGAUGUUUUGGUCACUUUUGAAUGCUGGCGGUGCUUUCACUCUAGUGGUAGCAUGAGACGGAGUCUACAACCCACACAAGUGGCUCAGGUAGUGCAGCUCACCCAGGAUGGCACAUCAAUGCGAGCUGUGGCAAGACGGUUUGCUGUGUCUGUCAGCGUAGUGUCCAGAGCAUGGAGGCGCUACCAGGAGACAGGCCUGUACAUCAGGAGACAUGGAGGACGCCGUAGGAGAGCAACAACCCAGCAGCAGGACCGCUACCUCCGCCUUUGUGCAAGGAGAAACAGGAGGAGCACUGCCAGAGCCCUGCAAAAUGACCUCCAGCAUGCCACAAAUGUGCAUGUGUCUGCUCAAACGGUCAGAAACAGACUCCAUGAGGACCCGACGUCCACAGGUGGGGGUUGUGCUUACAGCCCAACAACGUGCAGGACGUUUGGCAUUUGCCAGAGAACACAAAGAUUGGCAAAUUCGCCACUGGAAGCCUUGUGCUCUUCACAGAUGAAAGCAAGUUCGCACUGAGCACGUGACAGACGUGACAGAGUCUGGAGACGCCAUGGAGAACGUUUUGCUCCCAGCAACAUCCUCCAGCAUGACCGGUUUGGCAGUGGGUUAGUAAUGGUGUGGGGUGGCAUUUCUUUGGGGGGCCUCACAGCCCUCCAUGUGCUCGCCAGAGGUAGCCUGACUGCCAUUAGGUACCGAGUUGAGAUCCUCAGACCCCUUGUGAGACCAUAUGCUGGUGUGGUUGGCCCUGGGUUCCUCCUAAUGCAAGACAUUGUUAGACCUCAUGUGGCUGGAGUGUGUCAGCAGUUCCUGCAAGACGAAGGCAUUGAUGCUAUGGACUGGCCCGCACAUUCCCCAGACCUGAAUCCAAUUGAGCACAUCUGGAACAUUAUGUCUUGCUCCAUCCACCAACGUCACGUUGCACCACAGACUGUCCAGGAGUUGGCAGAUGCUUUAGUCCAUAUCUGGGAGGAGAUUCCACAGAAGACCAUCCACCACCUCAUCAGGAGCAUGCACAGGCAUUGUAGGGAGGUCAUACAGGCACGUGGAGGCCACACACACUACUGAGCCUCAUUUUGACUUGUUUUAACCCCUUAAGGACCAAACUUUGGGAAUAAAAGGGAAUCAUGACAUGUCACACAUGUCAUGUGUCCUUAAAGGGUUAAGGACAUUACAUCAAAGUUGGAUCAGCCUGUGGUGUGUUUUUCCACUUAAAUUUUGAGUGUGACUCCAAAUUCAGACCUCCAUGGGUUGAACAAUUUGAUUUCCAUUUUUUAAUUUUUGUGUGAUUUUGUUGUCAGCACAUUCAACUAUGUAAAGAACAAAGUAUUUCAGAAGAAUAUCUAAUUCGUUCAGAUAUAGGAUGUGUUAUUUUUGUGUUCCCUUUAUUUUUUUGAGCAGUGUAUAUCAAAGUGCAGAGCUGAUACAGAGAAGUAGAAAUGAGGAUACUAAAGUUACUAUGAAAGCUCAGAUGGCAGAUACAUACAUAAAGGUACUACUCCAAUAAAUUUGCACAGGUCCAGACAGAUCUCCAUAACAUACUUGUUUGACAUACCAGUGAUAAAGAAAAUAUAUUUACUAGCAUAACAAAGAUUAAUAAUGUAAAUUAAUAGCGUAACCUAAUAACUUCUAUGUUAUCAUCCACCCCUUAUAUACAAUUAGCAAAACACCCCCAAUAAAGGAGUGGUUCUGCAGGUGGUGACCACAGACCACUUCUCAGUUCCUAUGCUUCCUGGCUGAUGUUUUGAUCUCUUUUGAAUGCUGGCGGUGCUUUCACUCUAGUGGUAGCAUGAGACGGAGUCUGCAUUAGUCUACAUUAUAUACAGCUUCAUCUUCAUUAUUAAAGUGCAUCAUCUUCUUUGAAGAAAGCAAUACAACGAGUUCUUCUCAUUUAGUCCAUAUGGGAAUAUUGUUCCCAAGUUGUGUAUCCAGAAAGCAGCAGUUUGAAUUUACCUUACCAAGACUCCAGAGUGCUCUCUACUAGGUAUAUAUAUAUAUUGGUUGGAGAUUGUGCACCGGAAGAAGACGGGGAACAGUGCUGGGUCCUGGAAAUAUAUAUAUUUAGUAUUAUAUAUAUAUAUAUAUAUAUAUAUUUAUUUUUAUUUUUUUUAUUUUUUCAUUCUAAGUGUAUUUUUAUAUACAUAUGAUAUAUAUAUAAAAUUUCAUUCUAAGUGUAUUUUGAUAUAAAUAUAUAUAUUAAUAUGAAAAUACAGUUAGAAUAAAAUAUUUGUAUAAAAUACAAAGUUGCUUGCACUCCUGGAAUAGGUAAAUAAUGUGCCCGGUGCUGGUCAGGCAAAUAGCAUAGAAAAACUGAAAAUGACCACACUCAGGGACUUGUAAAUAUCACUAAAACUUAACUUUUAAUGUUCAAAAUAUAUCAAAUCAACGUUUCAGCCCUAUAUUUGGGCUUUCAUCAGGAUGGUAAAAACACCAUCCUGAUGAAAGCCCAAAUAUGGGGCUGAAACGUUGAUUUGAUUUAUUUUGAACAUUAAAAGUUAAGUUUUAGUGAUAUUUACAAGUCCCUGAGUGCGGUCAUUUUCUGUUUUAUAUAUAUAUAUAUAUAUAUAUAUAUAUAUAUAUAUAUAUAACAUUUCUUUAAAAUUAUUUUUACUUUUUUUGUAUUUAUUUUGAUUUACUUAUUUAUAUUUUAUAAUAUAUAUAUAAUAUAUCUAGUUAUUAUAUAUACGUGUGUAAUUUAAUUCUAAGUGUAUUUUUAUAUUAACAUAUGUAUAUAUUAAUAUAAAAAUACACUUAGUAUGACAUAAUAUAUUUGUGUUCAGGGCAAAGAAGCCAUAAUAACAGUAUAUAACUUAUAUACUGCAUAUAACCAAAUAGAAAAUAAGAACAGUCGGUUGUGGUGUGCCAAAACCAACAAUGCAGUAGGCCUGUAAUAAAAGAGGGCAAAAAGAGUAUACCAUACAAGACUUAUUUCAGCCUACAAUUUGACAAUCAUAAAGCAUAGAUCAUAUGUGCAUGUUACAAAAAGCUUUGCUUAUUUCCUGUAUUGGUUAGGGUAUGUUUUUGGUAUAUGCAGAUGAAUUCCACCGUCCCAAGGUCUUGAUAAUAUGUACCGGUAUGAUCCUACUGGAAGCAGUGGUGGCUGCUCCAAUGCAGAAGGAGUGUCCUGAGUAGUGGGAUGGAUUGAGGCCUAACCUUGCCAAUAAUACAGAGCAUGAAUUUACUAGAGGUGAGAGCAUUGCUAUGUAAGGUAAACAAAGGUUGGUCAGAGGAACCGGGAACAAUGGUUAGGAAUUUAUCUAUUACCUGUACCGGUAGGGUAAUAGGAAAUCUUUACCAGUUGAUUUUUAGAAGUGGUUUUAGUGUGGUUGAGGGAUAGUAUAUAGUGAUCUUGUAUUAUAACCAUCUCGUAAUGGCGUCUUGGGAUGUGAUGUUUGUAGUGGUAAACUCUCCGGGUCUAAGGAACCCAUAGAAAGUGAAGUAGAUAGCGGUUUUAAUGGCAUGAUUAAUGUUUGAUUCGAAAAGGGGUUGUAUCUAUGAGGUCUGAUAAGGAUUGGAAGAGUUGACUAUGAAGAUGGUGGUAUAUGGUUUGAAUUCUUAAUACAAAUACAGAUACAAGUCGGGCACUUCAAUACUUAAUAAAUCUAUGCAAAGAAGGGUGAAAAAAGGUGUUGCCCCCACACCUUGAUGGAAAUAAAGAAAAAAAUAACACCAACAACAAAGUGUAAGAAAACACAGAGUGAGAGUGUACCCUUCAAGCAAGAUAUAAAUAUAAAAUAAGUAAAUACUUAUGCAUAUACAUGAAUGGCAGGAUGGUCAUAAACAAUACCUAAAAAAACAAUAACACAAAACAUAGUGUGUACUGCCAAAAUACAAGUGAGUGUAGAUGAAUAAUUGGUUCAACUCAUGGAUUCCAGAGCCGUGCCAGGCUCUGUAUAGAAAGCCCAAGGGUGCCUAAACAGGCUAAAACGAAUAACCAUGGACCACUGGAAUCAGAUGGAUCACGGAGAUAGGAGGAGCCACAGCAGCAAAUAAGUGGAUCAAAUAAUACAUUUAUUUAAUAAAAAAACAAAGUAUAAAAUAAGCUUACAAAAAAGGUUGAACCAAUUAUUCAUCUAUUCGUAUUUUGGCAGUACACACUAUGUUUUGUGUUAUUGUUUUUUAGGUAUUGUUUAUGACCAUCCUGCCAUUCAUGUAUAUGCAUAAGUAUUUACUUAUUUUAUAUUUAUAUCUUGCUUGAAGGGUACACUCUCACUCUGUGUUUUUUACACUUUGUUGUUGGUGUUAUUUUUUUCUUUAUUUGAAUUCUUAAUGCCGUUUAGUAUAGUUUUGAAUAGAUAAGAUGAUCGGAAACUGUGGUUGUUUGGCCAAUGUGUAAGUAUAUGGUGUUACAUAGUUACAUGAAAAGAGCGUCCAUCAAGUUCAGCCUUCCUCACAUUUGUUUUUUGCUGUUGAUCCAAAAGGCGGCAAAAAACCCCAGUUUGAAGCACUUCCAAUUUUGCAACAAGCUAGGAAAAAAAAUCCUUCUUGACCCCAGAAUUUUAAUUUUUGGGGGGAGGGGGUGACUAGGGGUUUGGGGACCCCUAGUCACCUGGGGGAUAGUGUUUUUUUUUUUUUUUAUUUAGGGCCCCCACCCAGCGGAGGACAUUAGGUCCCCCCCUAAUUAGUAUUUAGGGCCCCCAUCCACCGCUCAGGGGUGGGGGGUCAGGGGGUAGGACAUUAGGUCCCCCCUAUUCUGAUUUAGGGCCCCCAACCACCGCUCAGGGGUGGGGGCCAGGGGGGAGGACAUUAGGUCCCCCCCCAAUUAGUAUUUAGGGCCCCCACCCACCGCUCAGGGGUGGGGGCCAGGGGGGAGGACAUUAGGUCCCCCCUAUUCUGAUUUAGGGCCCCCAUCUGCCGCUCAGGGGUGGGGGCCAGGGGGGAGGACAAUAGGUCCCCCCAUUACUUUACGGCCCCCACCCACUGCUCAUGGGUGGGGGCUAGGGGGGGAGGACAAUAGGCCCCCCCCCUUAUUUUACUUUAGGGCCCCCAUCCGCCAUUCAAGGGUGGAGGGCAAUAGGUCCCCCCUUCGGGUUAGGAGGGGGAGGGGGAGGGGGGACAGGCUGCUCACUGUUUAAUAGACAUGCCCCUACUCGCGGUAUAGCGAGUAGGGGCAUAAUUUACUAAUACUAAGUAAUCUACAAUAUAAUUUGCUAAUACUAAGUAAAUCUUUACUUAGUAUUAGUAAAUUUGGCUGAAAGACCAAAUAAAAACAUGACACAAUAGAAAUAAUCCAUGUGACCUAUGUGGGGUUUGGCUCACACUAAGCUUGCAAGAAAUAGAAAGCUGUUGUGUAAAACUUUUCCAAGCUGUGCAAGUUCAACCAAAGAGCUCUGAGAACUGCUCAGUUGCUAGCCUUUGGUUGCUCGCUGUUUAGCAGACAUGCCUCCACUCAUGGCAUGGGGCAGGUAUAAAACCUCCCUUUUAUGAAUCUCGGGGCCACAGGCAGUUUUCUCACAGGCAGUUUUCUUUAAUCUGUUUUGCCAAUGGCAGAUAACCGCUAAUCCUGAUGUAACUGGCUAUUGGGUGUUUCGGUUGCUUGGGGAUUAGAUCAUGUGUUGGCUCAGAGUUUUGUUUUUGGCAGAAUUGACAGAUUGGGCAAAUGGGCAGAAUACCAACUCUCCACUUCUGGUGCCUAUUCGGAUGAGUCUACAGCAGCAGAAUAACACCUAGCAGGGUUACAUUGCAGCCAUGCACAAUACAACAUUGCUCACCCAGCUCAUAUAAAUACUAAUCUAAAUAUGGUUUCUGUUGGCAUGGUGGCCCUCUAACUAUGACCUAAUCUAGCCUACCCUGUCAUAUCAUUUAUGUCACAGGCAGAUGCAUUUAUAUCAAAAAUUGUGGUGGGAACAGAAUUCUUUUUUUCUUAUUAUUUAUAAUUCUCACUGGACACACAGAGCAGUUUACACAGAGCAGUUUUUUAUAAGACAUUUUCCCAUCUCUAACAGAGUCUUUGCUUGAGUAAACAUACAUUCUGUAAACUGUAUAAUAACAGAGAAGGUUAGCUUGCAGUGUACCAAAAGGGAAAGCUAGGUAGAUAGGUGUAUAAUCCAUAUACAGUUAUGGGAAAUAGAAAGUAGAGCCUCUUUGAAUUCCAUGGUUUUACAUAUCCGGACAUAAUAACAAGCAUCUAUUCCUUAGCAGGUCUUAAAAUUAGGUAAAUACAACCUCAGAUGAACAACACAUAACAUAUUAGACCGUGUCAAGAUUUAUUUAACAAAAACAAAGCCAAAAUGGAGAAGGUGUGAAAAACGAAGUACAACUUAUGAUUCAAUAGCAUGUAGAACCACCUCAGGGACGGAUCCAGAACCUAAUCUCGGGAGGGGCACUGGUAGGUACAAUCCAGGCACAAUAACCACUACAGCUCUUUGUAGUGGUUAUGGUGCCAGGAGGGGCAUGGCACACUACCAGAGUAAGUAGUCAAACCGUUUAAGAACAUUUUGACACCUUAAAUUUGGUCUGCCAGGAUAGGAGCUGUAGUAAGGGAAAGGGACUAUAGUAGGUAAGUGGUGCAGUGUGUAUGUGAGGGGUGCAGUCAGGGCCGGAUUAACAUAGGGGCUGAUGGAGCUGCAGCUCCAGGCCCAGGCCCAUGGAUUUAAAAAAAAAAAAAAAUCUUUUUACAUUUUUUUUUUUCACACACUACUCUUAGGGAUUCCACCUGGCUUUUAUUUUAUUGGCACAGCCAGUAUUUGAGGCUGCCUGGCUGGUGCCAAUAUUGCAGUGAUACCGCAAUACAAAUGCUGGUAUUUUUCUCAGUUUAAACAAGAGAUUACUAUUCAAUACCAGCACUGGCCAGUAGGGGUCGCUGUAUGUGGAGACAGGCAGGGAUAGGAAGUUCCAACAUAUCCCUCCCUGCCUAUCUAUAUACUCACUGAUCUGCAGGGGUGCAGCUACAGAGAGUCCAGACACCAACUCCCACCCUGCAGAGACAGCCUACAGCUCAGGGAAGUAAGGGAUGGGGGAAAAGGCUGCAAGGAGACAUACACUGAGACACAAGGGACAUUGAUAGACAUUAUGACACAGACACAUGGGGACACAGUGUCCCCAUGUCUCCCAGCCAGUGUCCCUGGUGUCUCAGUGCCCCCUAGUCUUCCAGUGACCCCUAGUCUCCCAGUGCCCCCAGUCUGCCAGUGUCUCACUGUCCCCAUGUCUCCUAGUGCCUCCAUGUCUCUCAGUGCCUCAAGUGUCACAAUGUCCCCAUGUCUCCAAGCUAGUGUCCCUAGUGUCUGUGGCCCUGGUGUCUCAGUGUCCCCAUGUCUCAAUGACCCCAUGUCCCCCAGCCAGUGUCUCUAGUGUCUGUGUCCCCAUGUCUUUAAGUGUCCCCUAUUUUCCCAUUGUCCCCAUGUGUCCCAGCCAGAGUCACCUAGUCUCCCAGUGUCACUGGUGUCUCCGUGUCCCUAGGUCUCCUCGUCUUCCUAGUGUCCUAGUGACAUGGGGACCCUGGGAUACAUGGGGACACAGGGAGACAUGGGGCAUUGAGACACUGAUACAUAGGAUCACUGGGAGACCUAGGGACAUGACACUAGGGGACACUGGGAGACAUGGGGCACUGAGACACUGAUACAUAGGAACACUGAGACCUGGAGUAAUCGACACAUGGGGGCACUGAGUCAUGAGGACACUAGGAGACAUGGGGGCACUGAGAGGAAUCCAUCUAUACAGCAGAAUCAAACUAAGUCGGUUUUUGGUGAUUUUACAGCAUUUUCUCUUAUGUCACUCUUUGUGAUUUACAUCAUGUGAUGUCAUCCAUAUAUAUUUAAUUAUGCAAAUUAGUAAGGCCGGUAUGUUUUUCCAAGAAAGGUGGCAACCCUAACUACUUUUCACAUACUCUUACUUAAGUAUGGAAACUUAAGAGGGAUGUAUGGGAACAAAACUUGUGUGGACUGGCUGACAAUGAAUAUAGUUAAAGGGACACUAUAGUCACCCAGAACAACUACAGCUUAUUGAAUUUGUUCUGGUGAGUAGAAUCAUUACCGUUAGGCUUUUUGCUGUAAACACUGUCUUUUCAGAGAAAAUGCAGUCUUUACAUUACAGCCUUGUGAUAACUUCACUGGCCACUCCUUAGAUGGCUGUUAGAGAUCCUUCCUGGGUCAUGGCUGCCUAAAAUGCAUCCAAACAUUCAGUGUCUCCUCCCACUGAACUUUCCUCAUAGAGAUUCAUUAAUUCAAUUCAUCUCUAUAAGGAGAUGCUGAUUGGCCAGGGCUGUGUUUGAAUCAUGCUGGCUCUGACCCUGAUCUGCCUCUUUGUCAGUCUCAGCCAAUCCUAUGGGGAAGCACUGUGAUUGGAUCCACCACUUCUAAUGAUGUCAGCAGACUGUUUGUUUUUAUGAGUCUAACAGCAUGCAGAGUUACAGCUUCAAGCUUGAAUAUAGUAAGAUUUUGCUAUAUUUAUGGAGGCAUGAGGGGCCCAGGGGGGCUAGAUGGUAGUGUUAACACUAUAGGGUCAUGAAUUCAUGUUUGUGUUCCUGACCCUAUAGUGAUCCUUUAAGGUAAUGCUGACUUUGGUCUCUCUAACACUGUGGCAUGUUCCCUUUCUUCUACACUCACUACAUACAGCUUUUCUCUGUCCUAGACUAUAUACCAGGAGCUUCUGCCUGCUAGUAAGAAGGUAAGGAGACAAGUGGAACAUCGAGUGCUAGGGGAGAGUCCUUAGAAAGCGUUGAGUGAGUGCAUCAUUAGAUGCAUUUAUGCCAAGCUCAGGGUGCUGUCUGCAUAGUAUGCCCUUAGUUGGCCAGCUGCAUGAUUGGCAGGCAGCCUGACAUGCAUUCAUGCCAGGCUGGCCUUCUAAUUCUUUGGGCAGACAUGUCCUCUUUUUGGGCAUGUUUGCCCCUUUUGGCAGGUUACUUGAUUUGUGUCAGUGGCACACCCUUUUACCAUGCCCAUUGACUUCCUGCUUGACUGGACACUGCUGUUAGGGGUUAUGGAUUUACUUGAAAGAUGAAAACAAAUUAGAGAGAGAUUAGCCUAGGGUAUGUGUUUUCUUAUAGCUGCUGUUUUCUUUCUCUCCAGCACCAUCUCCAUCAGAUACAUGACGCUUGGGAGUGUUUUACUGUUUUUGGUCAAUAUGAUUCUGUAAUUAGGCCCGUCAUAAUUGUCAGCACCAGGCCCACUGGGCUCUUAAUCUGGCCUUGGGUGCAGUGUGUAUGUGCGUGGUGUGCAGUGUGUGAAUGAAUGGUGCAGUCUGUGUGUGUGUGUGAAGGUAAAGUGUACUUGUGAAGGAUGCAGUGUGUGUGAGGGGUAAAGUGUACUUGUUAGGGGUGCACUGUGUGUGUGUGAGGGGUGCAGUGUUUGUGUGUGUGUGAAGGAUGCAGUGUGUGUGUAUAGGGGUGCAGUGUAUGUGUAUAUGAGGGUGCAGUGUGUGAAUGUGGGUGCAGUAUUUAUGUAUGGGGUGCAGUGUAUGUGUAUAGGGUGCAGAUCCAUACAAAUAUAUCUAUAUAAGUUUUGAUUUUUUUGUAUUCAAAGUAAAUAUACUUUAUACCCCUCCUUUCUUACCUUUGGGGGAUAUUACCGUACUUCCAAUCUCUGGUGGUGAGUGAACUCUAGCCUGCAGCUCAGGAUAGAGUUCACUCUCGCGAGAACCGGAGCAUUGCCACGGCAACCAUGGCAAUGCUCCGUUGUCGCGAGAGGAGGACUCAGAGGAGCUGCAGCCUGAGCUCCUGGGUCCUCUCUCCCUCCCUGCCAGCUGCCAGCAAAGUGCCCACCCCCUGGAUCCUCCAGUAAACCACCUUAAGCCGCAAUAACUUAAAGUAAUCUUUUUCUGUAUGACUUUAUCAGUCUGUCACAUUGUUGUGGAGGAAUAUUGGCUCACUCUUGUUUACAAUGUUUUGAUCAUUGAGGUUUGCUGGCUUUUAUUUAUGCACAGCUCUCUUAAGGUCUCGCCACUGAAGAGUCAUAACUAGAAUCCACUUUAAGUUACAUUGUGUGUGUACAUAUCAGUGUUUCAAGGUGUGUGUCUGUGUGUGCAUCUGUGUGUCAGGAUGUGUAAAUGUCAGUGCGUGUCAGCGAGUGCAUUUGUCAAGGUGUGUGUGUGUGCCUCUGUUUGUCAGGGUGUAAAUCUGUGUAUCAAGGUGUGUAUAUGUCAGGGUGUGUGUAUGUCACUGUGUGCAACUGUGUGCCAUGGUGUGCAUAUGUCAGUGUGUGAAACAUGUGCCAAGGUGUGUGUAUGUGUCGGUGUGUGUAUAUGAAAUUGUGUGUAUGUGUCAGUGUGUUUAUAUGUAUAUCUGUGUAAGUAUGUAUAUAUGUAUGUAAGUAUGUAUGUAUGUGGCAGUGUAUGUUUGUAUGCGCACUCAAACACCAACACAACAUGCAAACAUAGUCCUGGAAUAGAAGACAAAUGUUACACACAAUCGCAACCAUGCAUUCAAACUCCAUAAUUAUAUACAAACACAUGCCUUCGAUUAAACACCAAUACUAAACCAAAAUCUACAUCUAUAUUUAAAAGCCAACAUUACCUCCAAACACACCCCUGCAAUCAAACGCAAACAUUAUGUGCAAACACACCUCUGUAUUAAAACACUAAAAUUAUAUACAAACACACCCCUGCAUUCAAACGCUAGUGCAAACACUACACACAAGUACAUUUACAUUCCAAAGGCAACAGUACAUACAAAUACACCCCUAUUUGCACAAAUAUACUCUAAAACACAUGCUUACAUUCAAACGCACAAAGUCUGCUAACAAAUAUAACCCUGCGAGGAUGGGCAAACGUUAGGUCCCAAGCUGGCAUAGCAUUGUUGUGGGAUAGAUGAGAAUCUACCUUUUGUCCACUCUGGCACUAAAGGGGCCUAAAAUAAACUUUCUUGCACCAGGACAGUCUUUACAUUAGUCCCAUCACUGCUUGGGAUCAUUGUCCUGUUGCAUAACCAAUUUGAGCCAAGCUUUAGCUGUCAGACAGAUGGCCUCACAUUUGACUCUAGAAUACUUUGGUAUACAGAGGAGAUCAUGGUAGGCUCAAUGACCGCAAUAUUCCCAGGUCCUGUGGCUGCAAAACAAGCCCAAAUCAUCACCAUAUGUUGUGUUUUGUUUUCGCCAAAUGUGUCACUGAGCAAUAUGGCCAAACAUCUCCUCAUUGGUCUCGGGUGUCCACAGGAUAUUGUUCCAGAAGUCUUGUGGUUUCUUCAAAUGCAACUUUGCAACCCUAAGCCGUGCUGCCAUGUUCUUUUUAGAGAGAAUAGGUUUUCUUCUGGCAACCCUUCCAAACAAGCCAUACUUGCUCAAUCUUUUUCUAAUUGUACGGUUAUGAACAAUAACAUUUAACAUGCUAACUGAGGCCUGUAAAGUCUGAGAUGUAACUCAAGUUUUUUGCCAUUUCUCUGAGCAUUGCAUGUUCUUACCUUUGGAUUUACUAGGAUAUCCACUUCUGGGUAGACUGACAACUCUUGAAUGUAUUUCACUUUUGAAUAAUCUUUCUCACUGUAGACUAAUGGACUUUAAAUUGUUUGGAAAUGGCCUUAUAGCCCUUCCCAGUUCUUGAUGUCUUUCAUCCUUGGCAUUGUGUAAACACACACCUGAAUGCUACAGACCAGCAAACUGCUAACAAUUUGGCUUUUACAGAGGUGGUCACACUUGCUAAUGAUCAGUUAAGCAAUGGCAUUUGAUUAGCAGCACCUCUCUGCCACUUAGUCUCCUAAUUCCUAUAAGAGCAGUAAGGGUGCACUUAGUUUUUCAUGCAUGGUUUCUCCAUUUUGGCUUUAGUUUGUUAAAUAAAUCCUGACAAGGUGCAAUAUGGCAUUUGUUUUUGUUCAUCUGAGGUUGUAUUUACCUAAUUUUAAGAGCUGCUAAGGAACAGAUGACUGUAAUAGAAUUCACAGAUGGUGAAUACUUUCUUUUUCCCAUGACUGCAUAACUUGAAUUUCUCCAAAACAUUUAACCAUUUAACCUGUAAAGCCACAUUUUGAUUUCACAGAUAUUCUGGAGUAGAUAUAUUACAACUGCACAGUAGCAAUUAUGAAGGGCUGGUUUUACCCUUUAUGAAAUGAACCCUGAACUAUGAGGUUUUUACUGGUAGGGACACUGCAGCUGGAGCACUAACCACAACUUACUAGCUAAUACAAUGAUCUGACACAUGUGAUUAGGACGGUUUAAUAGGGUUAGAUAGACGAGUGUCAAGAUCUAGAACAUAACUUAGUAAUACUAUAUCUAUAAUGAAUACGGCUGCGAGGCUUAUUUUCCUGUCCGGUCGCACCUCCCACGCCUCCACGCUCUGUCAGUCCCUGCAUUGGCUUCCAGUUAGAUAUAGGGCCCAAUUCAAAAUUCUGGCGCUUGCUUACAAAUCCCUACAUAAUUUUGCUCCAACAUACCUAUCUUCCCUCAUACACAAGUAUGUCCCGACGAGACCCCUGCGCUCAGCCCAAGACCUACUCCUAUCCUCUGCCCGGAUCCCCACCUCUGAUGCUCGCCUUCAAGACUUCUCCAGGGCUGCACCUAUUCUGUGGAACUCCCUUCCCUCCUCAAUCAGACUUUCACCCAGCCUCCAUUCCUUCAAAAAAUCUUUGAAAACUCACUUCUUUAUUAAAGCGUAUCAAUUAAACUGUCAGCAGGUUUCUCAUCCCCCACCCCAUGACUCCGUUCCUUCACCUGUCAAAAAUGACCUACCAAGCACUCAAUAAACCCUUCUGUAACAAACUAUUUAAUUCCCCUACUUUAACCCUUUGUGUCACUAUACCCCACUCCCUCUAGCAUGUAAGCUCAUCGAGCAGGGCCCUCAACCCCCUCUGUUCCUGUACGUCAGUGGUCUAAUCUCAAUUAUGUGUCUGUUAGUCCACCCAUUGUACAGCGCUACGGAAUUUGUUGGCGCUAUAUAAAUAAUAAAAUAAUAAUAAUAAUAAUAAUACUCUGCUUUUUAGGUUGGAAUUGUUUGGUGACAGAUGAGGUGACACAGGAGAACUAAUGUGAACAAGGAAUAGAGCAGCGCUAAACAAACUAAGAACACUAGGGUGGGAGGCAGCACACCUGAUAAUAGGGAAUCCCCCCAACCCCCAAGAACACUAGUACAAGUCAAACAACAAUAUACAGCUACGCCAAAAAUACUCCAAACACAAUAGUAUAUAAUAUCAAUAAUAAACCCACAGGAUAUAAAAAGAGUCCACAAUAAAACUUAAAAGAAUAAAAAAUACCAAAUGGUACGGCACAGUGUCAAAGGUGGCAAUAGAUCUUCUAGUCCUGGUAUGAGACUUACUUGGUAGCUUCGCUUAUUAGCAGAAUAUGAAAAGGAAACAAAAACAGAGGCAACCAGCUCUAGGUAAAACAGCACGCAGUGGUGUACAAUCCCCACUUGCAGGAUAUCCCUCUGGUUUUGGUACAAAGUUGAAUGAUGGUAAUUCACAACUGGAUAACGAUGAGGUAGAUCAUAUGGAAUGACCAAAAAAAAGCAAGCAAUAGUGCUCACUAUAUAGAAACAUAAGUAUCAAUAAGGUAAAUAAAAAUAUACUUACAAUAGAGUGAGUAGACUAAACACUCUAUGUAUCAAGCCUGGGUGGUAUAAUCCCCACCAAGGAUUUCUUUGGUUGUUUGUCCACAGUAGGUGAUGGGUCCAGAUGUCAGGUAAAAGUAUAAAAAUAAAUAAGUACAAAAAAAAUAUGGCUAAACAAGUGAACUGGACACACAACACAUGAAAGUUAGCAAUAGCGACAUAGAAAGGAAAAGAUAUGGGGGAGAGGGAGGGCAGAGCACAGACAAGGAAACUAAACUAGCUUAGGGAGGCUGCACACCGCAUACAGACAAGAUAUAUGCAGCAAAGCAUACACAAGAUCCACCAGCAUGCCACACACCUUACCUUAGACUACACACACCUUACAUUAGUCAUAAAACUCCACUGAAGCAAUCUUAAUACUUCACCAUUAUUGAUGUGUUAUUGUUAAGCCAUGAAAAACACAAACGCAACAGCGAUUAACCUCGCUGAGUUGAAGCACCACAAUGAGGUUCUAUACCGAUCUAACUUGUAACAUAAUUACAUGCACAACUGCAAAUAUACACAUUUUAUAAUGAAUAAUUUAAGCUCAUGUACAAAUUUAACAACAACAACAAAAAAAAACUAAUCGAAAACUGCUCAGACACAGCAAACAAAAGUUAAAAAGGAAAUUAAGGUAGCUACACUACCAAAAUCACUGCUCUAACAAUGUGAUAUGACAUCUGGCAGAAGCAAUACAAAAUCGCUAUAGACCGACUGAACUACACUCUAACCUUGAUGCAUGUUUAUCCGAGAGACCUGCGGGUCUCCAGCAUUACAUACUCACCUUCAAUACUGCUGUAAUUGCCUUGAUGACACAAAUAAAGCUUUUUGAAACAAAAAUAUAUGGCUAAGAGGCAGGUAGCGAGGUAGCCAAAAUACUUUUAUUUUAACAAGAGCAUAAAAACCACAACGCGUUUCUCCCCUUAGUGCUUUCUCAAGUGGUAAAGUGGUUUUUACCACUUGAGAAAGCCCUAAGGGGAGAAACGUGUUGGUUUUUUUUUUUUGCAAACUACACUUUCUAUCUUUCUAUCUUCGGGGGCCAAUGCAAACCAUUAUCUGGAAAUCUGUUCAUAAACAGGAUUAUACAAAGAACACAAGCUCACACAUUUAGACUAAGAGAAGGGAUAUUUAAAGCAAAGGAAACGUUUUCUUACAGUAAGAACAAUAAGGAUGUGGAAUUCUCUGCCUGAAAGGUGGUUUUAUCAGAUGUUUAAACAGCAAUUGGAUGAAUACUUCCAAAAACAUAAUUUUCAGGGAUAUAAACAGCUUCAUGAUACAAUGAGAGAUCUGACUGCCUGCCAUUCUGGGGAUUAUAAGUAAUAUUUUGUAAUAUGUUUUGGGAGAAAGCCUCUGUAUACACUUCGUUAUCAUUAGAGCAAACAUGUGUAUUUUGUACCUCUUUUAGCUAAAUACAUAUUUUUCUAAUGACAACUACCAUGAUGCUUUGCUAGUUUUGGCCUUCAAUGCACUAAGGAUUUAUACUUAAAUAUUUGUAAAUUUGUGAAACAAUGGUUUAAUACAAGUAAUAAUAAUGAAAUACUUGUACAAAAAUCUACAUACAUAUAGUCAAUUGUUUGUAUGUAACACCUGUGUUUUCCUCCUUUUUUAGCAUAGCUACAGAGAAGUGGGAAUAUUACUUCUUUACCUGGCUGUUGGUGUCUCAGUUUUUUCUGGAAUGGCAUACACUGCAGAAAAGGAUGAAGAUACAGGAUUUGACACAAUACCUUCUUGUUGGUGGUGGGGGACUGUCAGCAUGACAACAGUAGGCUACGGUGAUGUAGUACCUGCCACGGUUGCUGGGAAGCUUGCUGCCUCUGGCUGUAUUCUGGGUGGGAUAUUGGUUGUAGCCUUGCCUAUAACAAUCAUAUUCAACAAGUUUUCACAUUUUUACCGCAGGCAGAAAGCUCUAGAAAAUGCGGUAAGGAACAGUGAUAGGGAAUCAGAGAAAAAACCCAGUGCAAUGGAUGAGAGAGAAGAUGAACAAUUUGCAGAUCUCUGAAAGCAAAACACAAUCUGGACAUUUAAGAAUACAGAAUGGCAGGGAUUUUAACCCCUUAAGGACCAAACUUCUGGAAUAAAAGGGAAUCAUGACAUGUCACACAUGUCAUGUAUCCUUAAUGGGUUAAACAAACAUUGUAUCAUUAAAUAUACAAGAGGUAUCGUUAGAAAUGCAUAUUCCUACUGUCUCAAUGCUCUUUGAUGUAUAAUAAAAUUCUGU
Molecule: messenger RNA, 36502 nt
Organism: Pelobates cultripes (western spadefoot toad)
Lineage: Eukaryota; Metazoa; Chordata; Amphibia; Anura; Pelobatidae
Source: the annotation of a GenBank genome assembly